AUGGUGGCAACGGAAUCUCUUUUAGUCCUUCUGAAACAAUCUGCUUUCAGCGAAGUCGACUGCAAGUUGGCGCUUCGAGGCCAGAAACUUCCAGCGCAGUUGGGUAACAGCGUUGCGCGGCUAUGUGCAGUGAGCGGCAUUCGACAGCAUGAUCGCUUCGCCAGGUCUGCUGGCGUCUCGGAUCUCUGUCACCUGCAAGGACAAGAAGUGUUCAGGCGGGCUCGUAAUGCCCGCUUAAUCAUGAGCGGCCAUGUGCCCAGCCUUGAGCAGAUGCCUGACAAGAACUCCUACCCAUACUGCAUCUGGUAUCCUGAUGUCGCUGGCGAAGAAACGUAUCAAAAGCUUGCUGCGGCAUUCCCUGAUACGCGAUAUCAAGUCGGCCGGGCCUGCGCAGUCGCGGGAUAUGCCGAACUGUAUCGCGAGCUUAAUCUGCUUCCCGAUGUAUGCAUUGCUGAGGAGGCACGAGAAGCUGGCAACGGUGGUUCCCGCCGCAUCUUCAACGACAUCAUGGCCAAGCCUACACGCUAUGCGGUCAUGAACGACUACAACCUUGCCAUUGAUCUGCAGAACGCUAAGCCUGGCGCUUGCUUGAAUGCUGACACUGCCGUGCUCGCCACCCUCAAGAGACGCGCGAGGUUCUGUAUUGGUCUUGGAAGCCGCCCAUGGAGAUAUUUCAACAUCACCGAAGACUGGGGGGUUGGCGAGAAGGACUCGGAGCCCGAGGAGGUGACUCUCACUGACUCUGAGGUAGCCCUUUUUGAAUCCCCCUUGCCCUUUGACCUUCCGACUAUGCAUAAAGACUUGCUGAUCUUGGCAGCCGCCUUCGAGGGCAACGUCGACCGCUAUUCUCGCCUCCGCCGUCCGGGUCGUAGCGUGGACUAUGAGUACCACUGCCUGCUCCCGGGUAUCUAUCGAAGCACUUCCAUGGCACUCUGGCUGGCCCACAAUCCGGACAUCAUGGAGGUGGUUGUGGCUGCUUGGGACUGGGGUGACAUCCAAGGCCUGAGGAGAGCAAUUAACGCCAGGCAUGUCAUGAACAAUGACACACAUCGUCUCUUGGAUGCUGAACCACCUGUACCUGAUGAUGAGCUCCCGUACUGGAUCUGGUACCCGAACGGUUCCCGCCCAUCGCACACCACGCUUGUCAACCUGGCCAAGGCUCGACCUGCCAUGCGACCCCAGUGUGUCCGUGCAAGCAUCGCUAUCGGCCAUCGUGGUUUAUACACUCAGCUUGUGGACAUGGACGCCGAAUUCCCUAGCAGUAACGUUGACCAUAUUUCUCCCGUGGUGGACUUUUAUGUUAUGAACGAGGCGAAAGCCAGCCCUGACCGUGACUUUUACGUGGCUGACCUGGAGAGACUGCAGAGAGAGCGCGGGCUUGUAACACUGAGGUACAAUUACGAUAAAUGGAAAAUAAAUGUUCCCUGGAAAACGGGGGAUAUGGCUUCUGAUGUAAUACUUGGAACGCUGACGGAUGACGCAUCGUGCAUCGUGCACACCGGUCAGGAUUGGGAGGCGAACGACGCACAACCACCCAAACCAGAGGAGGACAUCCUCCUUAUUAUGAAGACUGGCGGAACAACUAUGUGGAAACGCUUGCUCCCACACCUCACCACAUCCUUAGGAAGCGAACGCAUUGCCAGCUCUAAUGUAGUUAUAUACUCAGAUCAAGACGAGCGAGUCGGCCCGUUUACAAUUAUCGAUUGCCUUGUCAAUAUGACAGACAAGGUAAAGAAGUCAACAGAGUUUGACGUCUACCGCGAACAGCUAGAGUUCUCCUCAAACAACCGCUAUGUCGAAGCUGCUGGUAUUGACGGUGAUGACAGUGGGCCGACUGGUGGUUGGAUUAUCGACAAAUACAAGUUUCUGCCGCUAAUAGACCACGCAGGUCGCAAUUGGCCACAAGCUAAGUGGUAUGUUUACAUGGAGGACGACACGUAUCUCUUUCUCCCUAAUCUACGCCAGUAUCUUUCCAAGUUUAACUGGCGAGAGAACCAUUACCUUGGGAGUUUUGCGGCCAAGUCAGAUACCGUCUUUGCUCACGGUGGAUCUGGCUUUGCGCUUUCACGGGGCGCAUGGGAGUCGUCAUUUGGGAAGAAUCCUCAUAUUGUAGAGGACUAUUACCAGUACGCAAAAGACCACUGUUGCGGCGACCAGGUUCUCGCUCAUGCGUUGAAGACGCAUGGCGUAAAAUUUGGAGAGAAUGGUGGCGACGAAAAGUUCACCUGGGGUUUCAACCCCGUCGUCCACUGGUCGUUUCCGUUUAGCAGGUACAAUUGGUGCAGUCCUCUCUUAUCCUGGCAUAAAGCACACGGUCGCGAUAUUGCUCGGUAUUAUGACCUGGAGAGGAUCUGGGACUUCACUAAACCACUUUUAUACCGUGAUUUCUUCCUUAAAAUGAUUGCCUCUCACAUUCAAAAGAAAACCGAGUGGUGGAAUAACAUGGCGAGCACGUAUGAGAUCUCCUCUUCGAACAAAGAACGGCCACCAGCCCCAGACAAAGCUAGCACGUAUGAUCUCCAGCUUUGGAAGAAAGCCUGGGAGUCUGUUGAGUCUUGUGAGUCAGCUUGCAGUGGCUGGAUAGACUGUACUAUGUGGACGUAUGUUGAGGACUUGUGUAAGAUGGAUGAUAAGGUGGUUAUGGGCCAAGGCUAUGCGCCUUCUAUGCAUCAACGCAAAACAUCUUUAAAGCACACUAGCGGGUGGUUACUAGAAAGAUUGGAAAACUGGAGAUGCUGA
Messenger RNA from Pochonia chlamydosporia 170, 2739 nucleotides. Its product is annotated as glycosyltransferase family 31 protein. Bases 1 to 2739 code for a protein of 912 amino acids. The record is from RefSeq and is a predicted model, not a curated record. The transcript has 3 exons. Gene Ontology annotation, molecular function: glycosyltransferase activity. Gene Ontology annotation, cellular component: membrane. Lineage: Eukaryota; Fungi; Ascomycota; Sordariomycetes; Hypocreales; Clavicipitaceae.